AUGGAGUACGGCGUCGCCGAUGACUACGGGUACGACGACCAGCAGGAGCCGCCGUCGUCCGCGGAUGGGGACGAGUACGCGACGGUGCUGUCGGCGCCGCCGAAGCGCCCCGCGGGGCGGACCAAGUUCCGGGAGACGCGUCACCCGGUGUACCGCGGCGUGCGGCGGCGCGGGCCCGCGGGGCGGUGGGUGUGCGAGGUCCGGGAGCCCAACAAGAAGUCCCGCAUCUGGCUCGGCACCUUCGCCACCGCCGAGGCCGCCGCGCGCGCGCACGACGUCGCCGCGCUCGCGCUCCGCGGGCGAGCCGCCUGCCUCAACUUCGCCGACUCCGCGCGCCUGCUCCGCGUCGACCCCGCCACGCUCGCCACCCCCGACGACAUCCGACGCGCCGCCAUCCAGCUCGCCGAGGACUCGUCCGCCUCCUCCUCGUUCCACUCGCAGCAGGACGCCCCCGUGGCCGUGGCCGUGGCCGUGGCGUCCACGACGCCCGCGCCCCCGUCGGCGCCUUCGUCGGCGUACCAGCAGCAGGCGGACGCCGCCGCCGCGGCGGCAAUGUACGGCGCCAGCUUAGAGUUCGACCACCCGUAUUACUACGACGACGGGAUGGUGGGCGGGAACGACUGGCAGAGCAGCAGCGGUUGGCAUAGCAACAUCGACGGCGACGACGAGUGCGCCGGCGACAUGACGCUCUGGAGCUACUACUGA
Miscanthus lutarioriparius is the source of this 705-nucleotide messenger RNA. NCBI's taxonomy places the organism in Eukaryota, Viridiplantae, Streptophyta, Magnoliopsida, Poales, Poaceae. The record is from the annotation of a GenBank genome assembly.